AUGUUCGGCAUCAUAGCAGAUCUCAUUGCCUCCGGGACUACAAUCCUCCUUCCAGCUUACCUCUCCUACAAAGCACUGCGCACCAACGACCCUGCUCAGACGCACCCAUGGCUGAUCUACUUUACCAUCCUCUCCCUCACACUGCUUUUUGAGUCAUGGACUCUGUUCAUCAUCGGCUGGCUCCCGUUCUACUCCUGGAUCCGCUUGAUCUUUCUGCUCUAUCUGGUACUCCCGCAAACGCAAGGGGCGAAGAUAUUGUACCUCGAUUACCUCGAACCAUACAUCGUCCAUCAUGAGACUCGAAUUGAUCAGUUCAUCGGCGAAGCACACGAGAGACUACAACAGCUGGGGCUGGGCUAUGUGAAUGUCGUGAUAGAGUUCCUCAGGGAGAAGGUAUUGGGUCAAAAGAGUCCACAGUCUCAAGAGGCCCAGCAGGUCGGCUAUGCAAGUUAUGCCCAAGACCUUCUCUCUCGCUUUACCAUGCCUGGAGCACGUACCAAUACACCGACUCAGCCCGGCACAACCUCUGCUGGGGUUUAUAGCAUAGUCUCCCACUUGGCGAGUUCUACUUUUGCGGCAUCGACAUCCCGUUCCGCGGCAUCCGAGGCAGCGACCGUUCCGCCAUCUCUCUUCCACGAUAUACCAGGUAGCAGCUCGGCUGAAAAAUCACGCUACAUCUCCAGUCAACGUGAGCGACUGGCGAGUCUGCUCAAGGCUCUGGACAAAGAGCAGCAAACCAUUGAUCUAGCUUAUGGAUCUGCGGCCGGGCAGCAGUCCUCAAGUGCGGGGUCGGGUGGCUUGAAGGCAAAGUCUAAGAGUGAGCAAUCCUUCGAAAAUGUCGACUAUGAGGACGCAGCACAUACCACUAGCUCCUCAAGUGCUAGUUCCAGCCCACCCAAGUCCGCUGCUGAAGGUCGGAGGACGACCAGUGGUAACUGGAUCCCGACCGGGGUGGCUGGGUGGUUUGGAGGAAAUGGUAGUGGUGGAGAAGAUCGGACAGAGAAAGCUAAAGACGACUUGGCGCAGAGAGUCUCCCAAGGGUGGUCAGCAGCCAGAGAUAUCACUGAGGAAGUAACACGCGGGACGAGUAGCGGCGUCGACACCGGCAGAGGAUGA
Capronia epimyces CBS 606.96 is the source of this 1116-nucleotide messenger RNA. RefSeq lists its product as uncharacterized. The transcript has 2 exons. The record is from RefSeq and is a predicted model, not a curated record. Bases 1 to 1116 code for a protein of 371 amino acids. Lineage: Eukaryota; Fungi; Ascomycota; Eurotiomycetes; Chaetothyriales; Herpotrichiellaceae.